Messenger RNA from Durio zibethinus, 1130 nucleotides. Its product is annotated as small ribosomal subunit protein eS17-like. The record is from RefSeq and is a predicted model, not a curated record. Gene Ontology annotation, cellular component: ribosome. Lineage: Eukaryota; Viridiplantae; Streptophyta; Magnoliopsida; Malvales; Malvaceae. Gene Ontology annotation, biological process: translation. Gene Ontology annotation, molecular function: structural constituent of ribosome.
UUGGGCUCAGCCGAACCCAAAAGAAGAAACUGAACCAUAAACCUCAGGGCCCACCCAAAAUUUCCUAAUCCAUAUAUAAAAAUCCUAUUUCAGAGGCGAAAAACCCUAACCCUAACCCUAACUCUGACCUUCACUUUCCUAUCGGCAAACUACAGCCAUCCACUCAGGCAACUCCAUUGAUUGAAACCAUGGGCCGCGUUCGCACGAAGACAGUGAAGAAGUCGUCUCGUCAGGUAAUCGAGCGGUACUACUCUCGCAUGACCCUCGAUUUCCAUACCAAUAAAAAGAUCAUCGAAGAAGUGGCUAUAAUACCAUCCAAGAGGCUACGCAACAAGGUCGCCGGGUUCUCCACCCAUCUGAUGAAGCGAAUACAGAAGGGUCCCGUUCGUGGCAUUUCUCUGAAGCUCCAAGAAGAAGAGCGCGAGCGACGCAUGGAUUUCGUCCCCGAUGAAUCGGCAAUUAACGUUGAUCACAUAGAAGUUGAUAAGGAAACUCUUGAUAUGCUUUCGGUUCUUGGGAUGGCUGAUAUUCCUGGGCUUGUUAAGGUUGAUCCGGUUGCUGUUCCAGUUCCUCAAAUCGGCUUCGGUCGCGGUGGUGGACCUGGAAGGAGGUUUUAAGUGAUGGGUUUCCAUGGAUUUGACGGGUUUUUAAUCUUUAGUUCGUUAUUAUUAUUUUUUUUUUGUUGGAACAAUUUUUGUUGCUAUGUUAAAUGGCACUCAAAUUUAUUAAGUCUGAUGUGUAGUUUCUUUUAGAAGUUUUUUGAAAUGGGUAAUAUUUAGUUUUUGCCAUUGUUAUGGCUUGAUUUUUAUUUUUUCUUCGAAUUUCAUUUUAGAUACUCAGAUAGUAUUUAGCUCUUGACUGCUAGAAAUGGUGAGUGUGAGAUUAAGGCCCCUAUUUAGCAUUGCAAUUUGGAGUUUCUUUCAAUCAUAAUGCUGAGUGACGCUGGAUGAGGUGAAAUUUUAAGGUGCUUCUACCAUCACAGGAGCAUCCGAGCCAGAGUCUGCCUUAUUGUGUUCAUCCCCUUCCUCUCCUUCAUCUUUCUCUUCAUCGGUUUUUGCUUCUUUAGCUUGAAUAGCUUCUGCUUCUUCCACAGGAUCAACUCCUGCUUCUGAACAAAUUUCUUGAGUAUU